AUGCAUUUGAAAGUUCAGUUUCACAAUGCAUGUGGACACAGUUCUUCUUUUGGUCAUUGCUAUGGAGAUAUCCAAGUAAGUAACAUGAACACAUCUUAUCAUGAAAUUACUUCUUAUGCUGCAUAUUCGAUUGACUUUCCAACAGGAACAGGAAUUAUUAAUUUCACAACAGCAUCAAAUACUUCUUCUACAGAAAUUGCUGGAAUUUACAAUUCUGAAGGUGAAUAUAGUAUUACAAAAAGUAAUUAUUUAAACAAUGAAUAUACAGGAAGUGAUUUUGCAAUAAUUUGGUGUACCUCUUCAACUAAAUAUUCAAGUUGUUCAUUCAUAGGAAAUAAAGGAAUCUAUUUAUUUUUUCCAGAACCAAAAUCCGUUUAUAGUUGUUUCUUUAAUAAUAAUAAUGUCAUUCGAGCUAUAAAUAAUUAUCCUGAUACAUUUGAUUCAGUUGAACAAUUAGAUUCUUUUAUAUCUCAUUAUUCAACAUAUUAUUGUAUUGCUGCAAAAACAGAAGAAAAUAAAGUUGAUUCAUAUAAAAAAUAUCAAAAAGAAAAAUUAAAACUGAAAAAUAUCAAAAUUAUUGUCAAGAAAGUUUAUAAAACACCAUUUGUUAGAGCAGUAACUCUAUCUGUUUUAAAAUAA
This is a messenger RNA of Trichomonas vaginalis G3, 639 nucleotides long. RefSeq lists its product as uncharacterized. The record is from RefSeq and is a predicted model, not a curated record. The transcript has a single exon. NCBI's taxonomy places the organism in Eukaryota, Parabasalia, Trichomonadida, Trichomonadidae. Bases 1 to 639 code for a protein of 212 amino acids.